GUGAAGACAGCAGGAUCCUUGGAAGCUUCUCGAUGUUUCGUCCCUGGGUAUGCACAGUAACUGAGGUUCAACAGCAAAUACUGAUGGUGGCCUGGUAAAAAAGUGAAAGCUCAUGUUCACCUGUUUCCAGGAUUUUACUAAAAGAAGAUGAAUACCACAUUUUACAUAAGCCUGCUACUGGCUGGUCUUCACACUGUUGCCCAUGGUCACCUCCCACCUAACCACCACAAUGGACAUGAUCCAAAUGAACCUAAACACCACAAGCAUCAUGGAAGUGAAGCGAUCGCUUGCCUCAAACUAGUGCCAAACAAUGCUGACUUUGCAUUUCAGUUUUUUAAAGAGGUUACGCUGGACUCGCCUGAUAAGAACAUUUUCUUCUCUCCUGUAAGCAUCUCCACCGCAUUUGCAAUGUUGGCCCUAGGGGCUAGAUCAACCACUCAGACUCAGAUUCUGGAAGGACUCGCCUUCAACCUUACAGAGAUUCAGAAGAAAGAGAUACAUGAAGGCUUCCAGAACCUCAUACACAUGCUGAGCCAUCCUGAGAGUGGCGUCCAGCUCAACAUGGGGAACGUCAUCUUUCUAACAGAGAAGCUGAAACCUCUAAAAGAGUUUUUAGAUGAUGCCAAAGCUCUGUAUCAGCUGGAGGCUUUUACCACUGACUUUAACAAUCCCAUGGAGGCUGAGAAGCAGAUCAAUGAUUAUAUAGAGAAGAAAACACAUGGGAAAAUUACUAAUUUGGUCAAGGACAUGGAUACACAGACUGUAAUGCUUCUGGCUAGCUUUGUUUUCUUUAAAGGCAACUGGGAGAAGCCUUUUAAACCAGAGCAUACAGAAGAAAGGGAGUUCUUUGUGGAUGCUGAAACUACUGUGAAAGUCCCUAUGAUGCACCAGACGGGCAGAUUCGACUUCUAUUUUGAUGAGGAGCUGUCAUGCACCGUGGUACGGCUUCAUUAUAAUGGGAGUGCUACUGCAUUUCUGGUUCUGCCAGCAAAAGGGAAAAUGAAGCAGUUAGAGCAAACUCUGGUCAAGGAAACCAUCCAGGAAUGGUCAGACAAUCUCUUCCAGAGCCCUAUGAGCCUCUACUUCCCCAAAUUUUCUAUUUCUGGGAGCUAUGAAAUAACAAAUAUCCUUAGCAAGAUGGGAGUUGUGGAUCUGUUCACCAACCAGGCAGAUCUCUCUGGCAUCACCGGCACCCCAGAGCUGAAGGUUUCUAAGGCUGUUCAUAAGGCUGCUCUGGAUGUUGAUGAGAGUGGUACUGAGGCAGCAGCAGCAACUGCUGCUGAAAUAAUGACAAUGGCUCUGCCUCCAACCAUUGAAUUCAACCACCCCUUCCUCAUGAUGAUUUUCGACAGAGAUACAAACAGUACGCUCUUCAUAGGAAAAAUAGUUAACCCGACUAUCACUAGCUGAAGUGACAUAUGAAUUCUGCUUACUAUUACUGAUUAAAGAAGAUGUGA
Merops nubicus (carmine bee-eater) is the source of this 1457-nucleotide messenger RNA. Its product is annotated as alpha-1-antiproteinase 2-like. Bases 148 to 1410 code for a protein of 420 amino acids. NCBI's taxonomy places the organism in Eukaryota, Metazoa, Chordata, Aves, Coraciiformes, Meropidae. The record is from RefSeq and is a predicted model, not a curated record. The transcript has 6 exons. Gene Ontology annotation, biological process: negative regulation of endopeptidase activity. Gene Ontology annotation, molecular function: serine-type endopeptidase inhibitor activity.